AUGUCGUCCUUCUUGGAGAAGCAGUCGUCCGCCUUCCGGGGGAGCCUCGCGUCGGCCGCAUCCAAGCUCUCCAACCCGUCGUCGGCCGCACCACCCAAGGUCCCUGAGGCGACCAAGGCAUCCUCCUCCUCUCUCGCACCGCCAUCGCUCGCCCCUCCAUCGCCAUCCCCCUCGGCUGCGUCGGAUAGUACGACACCUACGGGGAAGCGGAAACGAGAUGCGGCCCCCAAGGUGCCCUUCUCGCAGCCGCAGCUGACGGGCUACGGCGCCGAGGUGAAGACGCAGAUGACAUUUGCUGUCGACUAUCUGAAGAAGAAGGGCGAACCCAAAACGGUGACGGAUCUCAUCGACCAUCUCAGCCUGCGCAACUACACGGAAGAACACAAGAAGGAGCUCGUCGAAGGUCUCCGUGGCCACCCCCGCGUCGAGUGGAAGCCGGACUCGAGCCUCGCGGAACAGACGUGGAUGACGGGCACCUACGGCCACCGACCCAUCAUACCCGGCGUCAAGGAUGCGACAACGCUCCUUGCAUUCCUCCAGGCGAAAACAGACGCCUCGGGCGUCAAAGUCCAGGACCUCAAAGACGGCUGGCCCGACUGCGAAGAAGUCCUCGGUCAGCUCGAGCAGCAGCAUCGGAUCCUCGUCACGCGCACCAAGAAGGAUAAUUUUCCCCGCUGCGUCUGGCUCGACGACGCCUCCAUCCAACACUCUGUUCAGCCCGAGUUUCAGGUCAUGUGGCACCGUGUCCCCCUGCCGAGCCUCGACGACAUGCAUCGGAAGCUCGUCAGUGUCGGCCAGAAACCAACGAGCGAGGAUCCACGCAAGGCGGCACAGGCUGUCGGUACGAAACCCAAGUCGCAGAAGAAGCGGGCGGGCAAGAGGGUGGGCAAGGCGACCAAUGUGCACAUGCAGCACUUGAUGCAAGAUUACAGCAACCUGCGCCGCUGA
Messenger RNA from Drechmeria coniospora, 948 nucleotides. RefSeq lists its product as uncharacterized. The record is from RefSeq and is a predicted model, not a curated record. The transcript has a single exon. Gene Ontology annotation, cellular component: transcription factor TFIIE complex. Lineage: Eukaryota; Fungi; Ascomycota; Sordariomycetes; Hypocreales; Ophiocordycipitaceae. Gene Ontology annotation, biological process: transcription initiation at RNA polymerase II promoter. Bases 1 to 948 code for a protein of 315 amino acids.